AUGAAUGCAGAGUUGGAAAUGAUUGAAAAGAACAAUACUUGGGAACUUGUUGAGAGGCCAGUUGAUAAACUUGUUAUAGGUGUGAAAUGGGUGUUUAAGACUAAGCUUAACCUGGAUGGAACAAUUCAAAAACACAAGGCCAGGCUUGUAGCCAAAGGGUAUACACAGAAACCUGGGAUUAACUACAAUGAAACCUUUGCACCAGUGGCAAGUGAGAAGAUGCUUACUGAGUACAAAAGAGAGAUGAUGCAGAGAUAUGAAAUGCCAGAUCUUGGACUUCUACAUCAUUUCUUGGGCAUGGGGAUAUUACAAAUUGAUCAAGGAGUAUUCAUCCACCAAAGCAAGUAUGUCAAAUCUCUGCUUGUGAAAUUUGGACUUGAAGACUGCAAACCAGUAUCCAUUCCUUUGCCCACUGGUGAAAAACUUAAGAAAGUGGAUGAGAGUGAAUUGGCUGAUGAAGGGCUUUACAGGAAAAUAGUGGGAAGCCUACUGUAUUUAACAGCAACUAGACCUAAUCUAAUGUAUGCUGCAAGUUUGCUAUCAAGGUUUAUGAAUAGUCCUACCAAGAAGCAUCUGGGGGUUGCACGAAUGGCAGGAAGAGAAGAUGAUAGCAGAAGCACCUCUGGUUAUGCAUUUAGCUUUGGCAGUGGAGCAUUUUCUUGGGCAUAUGUGAAACAAAACACAGUGGCACUAUCAACUGCUGAAGCUGAGUAUGUCUCAGCAUCUGAGGCAACAUCACAGUCCAUUUGA
Prunus avium (sweet cherry) is the source of this 750-nucleotide messenger RNA. NCBI's taxonomy places the organism in Eukaryota, Viridiplantae, Streptophyta, Magnoliopsida, Rosales, Rosaceae. The record is from RefSeq and is a predicted model, not a curated record.